AUGAGUAAAGGGCUGGAAAUGAUCCUGCGUUGUCAUAACUUUGAUGUCAAGCCAGAGAUGGUCAACGAUGAAAUAGUGGAAACAAAUUUGCUUCUUUUUAUGACUGGUGACUUGGUUGUAAAGAAGCAUUCCAGGAGCCUUCACAUGUCAGAUUCAGAUCUUAUGGAGAUAUCUGGGUUCAACAGCCAGGACUGGGAUACUAUGAAGAUUGCAACUGCUAUGAAGAUGAUAGCUUAUCCAGACGAAAAAGUUGAGCACCCUCCUGAGAUGUUCUCAAAAGAUGAGCUAUCGAAGAUACAGAAAGAUGCAAGUAAAUAUAACGAUAAGAUCAUCAAGCACGAUGUCGCUAAAGUCUUCGAAGAAUUGGUGCGUGCCAAAAGAUGUAAGGAGAUUAAGGUGACACUCAUGCGGCACUUGGUUCGUGAAGCUACCUUGAUGGUUGGGGAAACUGCAAACAAGAGGCUCAAUCAAGCUGAUGACUGA
Messenger RNA from Miscanthus lutarioriparius, 483 nucleotides. The record is from the annotation of a GenBank genome assembly. Lineage: Eukaryota; Viridiplantae; Streptophyta; Magnoliopsida; Poales; Poaceae.